Fusarium graminearum PH-1 is the source of this 552-nucleotide messenger RNA. RefSeq lists its product as uncharacterized. NCBI's taxonomy places the organism in Eukaryota, Fungi, Ascomycota, Sordariomycetes, Hypocreales, Nectriaceae. The transcript is spliced from 7 exons. The record is from RefSeq and is a predicted model, not a curated record. Bases 1 to 552 code for a protein of 183 amino acids.
AUGCCGACUCAUAAACAGUUGUUGGAGGGGAGUGUCAACUUGUCCAAUGGUAAUCUUGAUCUUCUGUUGUCAGAAGAUCUGAGAUCAGAAAAGAUUGCUGAGAUCGUGUGGGUUGUAUCUGUAGGCAGCCCAGCCCAGCCCUGCCCUGCUUGUCUCGUCUCGUCCUCCCCCUCCAUCACUCAACAGAGCAAGAAGAGUGGGUCAACACUUUGGGUUAGCAUCUGUUCACGGUCAGGCACGCAAUUUCGGAAUCGACCUCAAGAAUUCACAAUCCGAGACGAUGUUUUUUUUUACAAGACACUGCAACUGCAGUACUUGAUCGUAAAUGUCUCUAUCCGUGAGUCAGAGGUAGGUACAACACAUGCGCUCCUUCCAUCCCGUAACUUCCAUGUAACUUCCUCGAGCACGGGAGGUGACGAGCCUCCCCGAACUGCGCCUCAGCCUGAAACUCAAGGGUCCAGCGUGAAUUCAGAUCAGAUUUUAAUUCAACCCUGCCCCGCGACAAACAGAUCAUCAGGGUCGAGAAAAAUGUUUGGCGUGUUACUCCAUUGA